AUGGCUCGUGAAGAUGAAUAUGAUUACCUAUUUAAAGUGGUGCUUAUCGGUGAUUCAGGUGUUGGAAAGAGCAAUUUACUAUCACGUUUUACUCGAAAUGAAUUUAACUUAGAAAGUAAAAGUACAAUUGGUGUUGAAUUUGCUACACGAAGUAUUCAAGUUGAUAAGAAGACAAUCAAAGCACAAAUAUGGGAUACAGCUGGACAAGAACGUUAUCGUGCAAUAACUAGUGCAUAUUAUCGUGGUGCAGUUGGUGCUUUACUUGUUUAUGAUAUAAGUAAACAUAGUACAUAUGAAAAUGUUGAAAGAUGGUUAAAAGAAUUACGUGAUCAUGCCGAUUCAAAUAUUGUUAUUUCACUGGUGGGUAAUAAAUCUGAUUUACGACAUUUACGUUCGGUACCAAGCGAUGAAGCUAAAGCAUUUUCUGAAAAAAAUGGUGUUUCAUUUAUUGAAACAUCAGCUUUAGAUUCUACAAAUGUUGAACAAGCAUUCCAUGCAAUUCUUACUGAAAUUUAUCGUAUUGUUUCUCAACGUCAAAUUCAAGAUCGUCCAGACAUGAGUGGACCGAAUCCACCAGCUAUGUCAGGAUUUCGUCUUCCUCCAACAGAUUCUGACUUUAAGUCAAAACAGAAUGGAUCAUGUUGUUCGUAG
Molecule: messenger RNA, 651 nt
Organism: Rotaria sordida
Lineage: Eukaryota; Metazoa; Rotifera; Eurotatoria; Philodinida; Philodinidae
Source: the annotation of a GenBank genome assembly